Messenger RNA from Triplophysa rosa, 1071 nucleotides. It is a transcript of the gene snf8, whose product is annotated as SNF8 subunit of ESCRT-II. NCBI's taxonomy places the organism in Eukaryota, Metazoa, Chordata, Actinopteri, Cypriniformes, Nemacheilidae. Bases 288 to 1064 code for a protein of 258 amino acids. Gene Ontology annotation, cellular component: ESCRT II complex. Gene Ontology annotation, biological process: protein transport to vacuole involved in ubiquitin-dependent protein catabolic process via the multivesicular body sorting pathway. The transcript has 8 exons. The record is from RefSeq and is a predicted model, not a curated record.
CAAACAUUUAUAGAAGAAAAUAAAUCCACAGGAAGUUCAGUUUACACUUCUUUAAUGUUUGUUUCGGAUGUCUGGAGUCAAAUAGUAUUUUAAAUAAAAUGAUCCCGUACAUCAUUUUAUUAUAACUUUAAUCGUUAUGUCUCGUAUUUAAUGUGUUUUGAUGUUUGAAGUUCGUGAACCAUUCAGGAAGUGACUAGGAAGUCAGCACUGCAGUUUUUAGAGAAGGUAAACAACACUUAUAAUUAGGAAAGUGUUUUAGUCAUUCCUGAAGCAAAUAUUUGGGUGUCAUGCAUAGAAGAGGAGUCGGAGCUGGCGCGAUCGCCAAAAAGAAACUUGCAGAGGCAAAGUACAAAGAGAGAGGUACUGUCCUGGCUGAGGAUCAGAUUGCACAAAUGUCAAAACAGCUGGAAACCUUCAAGACCCAUUUAGAGGAGUUUGCCAGCAAACAUAAACAGGAAAUCCGUAAAAGCUCUCAGUUCAGGGUGCAGUUCCAAGAGAUGUGCGCCACCAUAGGGGUCGACCCACUUGCCUCUGGAAAGGGAUUUUGGUCUGAGAUGCUUGGAGUAGGAGAUUUCUACUAUGAGCUUGGUGUGCAAAUUAUUGAAGUCUGUUUAGCUCUAAAACACAGAAAUGGUGGACUCAUCACAUUGGAUGAACUUCAUCAACGUGUCUUAAAAGGAAGAGAGAAGUUUGCACAAGACGUGAGCCAAGAUGACUUAGUACGGGCUAUCAAGAAGCUCAAGGCUAUGGGAAACGGCUUUGGUAUGAUUCCUGUCGGAGGCUCUUAUUUAGUCCAGUCAGUACCAGCAGAGCUCAAUAUGGAUCACACUGUAGUUCUCCAGCUAGCAGAGAAAAAGGGAUACGUGACCGUGAGUGAGAUCAGAGACAGUCUCAAGUGGGAGAGAGAAAGAGCGUGUCAUGUGCUUGAUCACCUGCUGAAAGAAGGCUUAGCAUGGCUGGAUUCCCAAGCUGCGGGAGAGCCACAAUACUGGCUGCCUGCUUUGUUCUCAGAGCUUGUAUCGCAAGACGUUACACCUGAAGAAGCCAACCAGAUGACACCUUGAACACAAG